Rhodofomes roseus is the source of this 1002-nucleotide messenger RNA. RefSeq lists its product as uncharacterized. The coding region runs from base 225 to 680 and encodes 151 amino acids. The record is from RefSeq and is a predicted model, not a curated record. The transcript is spliced from 4 exons. Lineage: Eukaryota; Fungi; Basidiomycota; Agaricomycetes; Polyporales; Fomitopsidaceae.
GUCAACCUUCAACACUCACCGGCAUCUCGGACAUCUCGCCACGCCCGUAGCUAUACACCCUGGCAGGUGGUAUUCAUGCGCGCAUGUCGGGAAGCUUCGCACAGCAGCCUGGGCCGCCGGCAACGGCUGGUUGCAUUUUGUACAAAGACGUGCGGGGGCACCCAUCGUACAGGAACCUCAGGUAGAGUCCGAGUCCGCGGUGCUGGCAUCAUGUCGUGAAGUAUAUGUACUCCACGAAGCUACGCCAGUACUCGGAACCCGAUAAGCCACCCUCGCCGCCAUCCAAGCUUCGAAUCCUCAUUGCGUCCUUCUUUGCCUCGAGUUGCUUUGCACGCGGGAUUGUUCAGCGAGGUAAGGUUCAGGCCGAUAGUCUUCAUAUUCAUUUCCGCCGACUCACUCUCUGCAUGCGUUUCAGCACAUUGCCUUGCGGCGAACACCGAAGCACCGGACGACUAACACACUGGAUUCAAUUGUACAGUCUCGUUGAAGGAGCCUUGGUAGUAUCCGAGCUGCCAUUUACGCCUAUGUGCCAGCCUCGUAGCUCCAUUUCAUACACGUCUCGACUCGGAAGCUUCGUGAUAGUACUUGCGGUCUGCAAUACCGUUCUGAUAGUACUACAGUCUACGUUUAGGUUCACGAUCCCUAUCGCGUCCCUCGAGCAAGGGCUCAGGCUGGAAUAAACACGCCCGUGUGGAAGGCCUUCCACGCCCAGCAUCUGGAACCUCACCGUCCUUCCAGGGUCGCCGAACCUAUACUCUCCCAUCAUCAUCGCAUGCAGGGCGGACGAUAAGGAGAUGCUGACAGUCAGACAUCCCAGCCUGUUCGUCGCCUGACUCGGCUAGAGUCGGGACACGACACCGCAGACGCACUAGGCCGCGGUCAUCAUACCAGCCAGCCAGUUCAUGAGCUCGCAAGGACUUGAAGCACCCGUCUCUCACUGCCGAAAUCCCGGAUGACCCCCUAAUCUCAUAACGAGAAGAGAGCAAAGCCAUUCGAUGUUCC